AUGAGCAGUCCAAAGCGGAGGAUCGAGACAGAUGUCAUGAACACCAUUCGAAGGGUGGUGUGUGGAAAAAUCCAGGUCGAGCUACCCGAUCAGUACCCGUACAAGAGCCCGAGCAUCGGGUUCGUCAACCGAAUUUACCACCCCAAUAUUGAUGAGCUGUCUGGCUCGGUAUGUCUAGACGUAAUCAACCAAACAUGGUCACCCAUGUACGACAUGAUCAAUAUUUUCGAAGUCUUCCUCCCACAACUCCUCCGAUAUCCCAACCCAUCAGAUCCGCUCAACGGAGACGCUGCAGCCGUAUUGAUGCGAGAUCCGAAGAAGUACGAGGCCAGAGUGCGAGAAUAUGUCGCCAAGUACGCGAGCAAAGAUGCAGCCGACGAAGCUGGCGAGGAUACCGAAUCAGAUGACGAACUGAGCUCGGUUGGCAGCUACGAGUCCGGGAACGAGGAGCCGGCCGGAGAGAUGGACGAUGUAUGA
Molecule: messenger RNA, 477 nt
Organism: Histoplasma mississippiense
Lineage: Eukaryota; Fungi; Ascomycota; Eurotiomycetes; Onygenales; Ajellomycetaceae
Product: ubiquitin-conjugating enzyme E2-21 kDa 2
Exons: 5
Coding region: 1-477 (158 amino acids)
Biological process (GO): protein polyubiquitination; ubiquitin-dependent protein catabolic process
Cellular component (GO): nucleus
Molecular function (GO): ubiquitin conjugating enzyme activity
Source: RefSeq, a predicted model, not a curated record